CCUCCGGCCCGCGGCGCGGGUUGUCUAUGGCUUGGCUUGGCGGCGGCGGUGGCCAUGGCGCCCUUCCCCGAGGAGGUGGACGUGUUCACCGCACCGCACUGGCGCAUGAAGCAGCUGGUGGGGCGCUACUGCGACAAGCUCUCGAAGACGAACUUUUCCAACAACAAUGACUUCCGUGCUCUCCUGCAGUCUCUGUAUGCCACUUUUAAGGAGUUCAAGAUGCAAAGCAGAUCUGAGAACGAGUACAUCAUCGGUUUGCUCCAGCAGCGCAGCCAGACCAUCUACAAUGUGCAUUCGGACAACAAGCUCUCUGAGAUGCUCAGCCUCUUUGAAAAGGGACUGAAGAACGUGAAGAAUGAAUAUGAGCAGUUAAAUUAUGCAAAACAGCUAAAAGAGAGACUGGAGGCAUUUACAAGAGAUUUUCUUCCUCACAUGAAAGAGGAAGAGGAGGUUUUUCAGCCCAUGUUAAUGGAAUAUUUUACCUAUGAAGAGCUGAAGGAUAUUAAAAAGAAAGUGAUCGCCCAACAUUGCUCCCAGAAGGAUACUGCAGAACUCCUGAGAGGCCUCAGCCUGUGGAAUCAAGCUGAAGAGCGACAGAAAUUUUUUAAAUACUCUGUGGAUGAAAAGUCAGAGAAAGAAGCAGAAAUAUCUGAACCGUCCACAGGGAUAGCCCACCUUCCUCCUGAAGUGAUGCUCUCGAUUUUCAGUUAUCUGAAUCCUCAAGAAUUGUGUCGCUGCAGUCAAGUGAGCACUAAAUGGUCUCAGCUGGCCAAAACUGGAUCGCUGUGGAAACAUCUCUAUCCUGUUCAUUGGGCCAGAGGUGACUGGUACAGUGGCCCCGCCACGGAAUUUGACACUGAACCCGACGAGGAGUGGGUGAGAAACCGAGAAGACGAGAGCCGUGCUUUUCAGGAGCGGGAUGAAGACGCCGAUAUAGAUGAAUCUGAGGAGUCUGCCGAGGAAUCAGUUGCCAUCAAUAUUGCACAAAUGGAAAAACGUUUACUUCAUGGCUUAAUUCAUAAUGUUCUGCCACAUGUUGGAACUUCUGUAAAAACUUUAGUAUUAGCGUACAGCUCUGCAGUUUCCAGCAAAAUGGUUCGGCAGAUACUGGAGCUUUGCCCUAACUUGGAACAUCUGGAUCUGACCCAAACAGACAUUUCAGAUUCUGCAUUUGACAGUUGGUCUUGGCUUGGUUGCUGCCAGAGUCUUCGGCAUCUGGAUCUGUCUGGCUGUGAGAAAAUCACAGAUGCGGCUCUAGAGAAGAUCUCUAGAGCUCUCGGGAUUCUCCCAAAUCAUCCUAGUGGUCUUUUGAAAGCUUCUUCGAGCCAAGUUCCUUCAGCUACGUGGAAAAAUAAUGAUACUGCUCUGCAGCCCACCAGCCCUCUGGCUUGUUUGCCUGAUUUGACUGACGAGGGUUUUGGACGAGAAAUAGAUAACGAACACCCCUGGACUGAGCCUGCUGCUUCUGAGAAUGUCGCUUCUCCUUACGUGUGGAUGUUAGAUGCUGAAGAUCUGGCUGACAUCGAAGAUGCUGUCGAGUGGAGACACCGGAACGUUGAGAGUCUCUGUGUGAUGGAGGCAGCAUCCAACUUCAGCUGCGCCUCCUCUUGCUGUUACAGUAAGGACAUUGUUGGACUAAGGACUAGUAUCUGUUGGCAACAGCAUUGUACUUCCCCUGCUUUUGCCUAUUGUGGUCAUUCGUUUUGUUGUACAGGAACAGCCCUAAGAACUAUGUCAUCACUCCCAGAGUCCUCUGCAUCUUGUAGCAAAGCAUUAAGGACUACAUUGCCUAGGGAAAAAGACUUGGUUUACUCUGGGAGUGAGAAAUGUGACCAAGAGACUGGACGUGUUCUCCUUUUUCUCAGUCUGUCUGGAUGUUACCAGAUCACAGAUCAUGGACUCAGGGUUUUGACUCUGGGAGGAGGGCUGCCCUAUUUGGAGCACCUUAAUCUCUCUGGUUGUCUCACGGUCACUGGUGCCGGCCUGCAGGAUUUGGUUUCAGCAUGUCCUUCUCUCAACGAUGAAUAUUUCUACUACUGUGACAACAUUAAUGGUCCUCAUGCUGACACCGCCAGUGGAUGCCAGAAUUUGCAGUGUGGUUUUCGAGCCUGCUGCCGCUCUGGCGAAUGACUCUUGACCUUCUACUACUGCUACUACUACUACUACUACUACUACUAAAAAGUAGACUUUUGUCUACUUCAUUUAGAUGAGCAGGCUUCCUUUCAUGCACUUUACUCACAGCACAUUUCUUGUGUUAACCAUCCCCAUUUGGAUUGGGGUUUGUUUUGGCCCAGUUUCUCACAGGAACACCCCUCCCCUGCCCCUUCUUAAUUUUGACCAGUGAAUUUCUCAGUAUUGUCUUUUCUUUUAAGUAGUAUUUUUGUUUUGGAAAGGGAAGAGGUCCGUCCCCCCCUGCCCCGCCCCCAAAGUUGAGAUUAAGAACAAUCCUAACCAUCCCUUUUCUUUUUUAAGUUGAAUUGGAAAAAAAAGUCACUAAUGCUAUGCCACUUAUAAUACUUCUAAGAUUAUAUUGAGUUUUAAAAUUAAUGGGUUUAUUGGUUCUCUUUAUCUCUAAAACACUACCAGGCUUUCUUUGCGGAUCUUUUCAGACAUACCGUUGGAAGUCUUAUUUUAAAAACUACAUAUUUUGGAAACAAGUCUCCCCCCUUCUUUUAACCCCAAAUGUUUUCUUCAACAAAUCUGAAAGCCAAUUCAAAUGUACCCAUAAAUAAGAUUCUACAAUAAAUUGGCUUCUUGGUGUUAGCUCAGUGAGCUUGAAGAGCACCACUAUAUUUUUAUUUGCUUUCUUCAAAGACCCCUUCUUCCUGCUGUCAUCCUUAAAUUGUCAAAUUGGUGGGGAGGGGAAAGUGCAGGACUUAAAAAAAAUAGUUCCACAAUCAUUUGAGGAAAUGUAUAAUAAAAUCUACUUUGAGGACUA
Messenger RNA from Suncus etruscus (white-toothed pygmy shrew), 2938 nucleotides. It is a transcript of the gene FBXL5, whose product is annotated as F-box and leucine rich repeat protein 5. Gene Ontology annotation, molecular function: protein binding. The record is from RefSeq and is a predicted model, not a curated record. Gene Ontology annotation, biological process: intracellular iron ion homeostasis; SCF-dependent proteasomal ubiquitin-dependent protein catabolic process. Lineage: Eukaryota; Metazoa; Chordata; Mammalia; Eulipotyphla; Soricidae. Gene Ontology annotation, cellular component: SCF ubiquitin ligase complex.